Molecule: messenger RNA, 600 nt
Organism: Mycena citricolor
Lineage: Eukaryota; Fungi; Basidiomycota; Agaricomycetes; Agaricales; Mycenaceae
Source: the annotation of a GenBank genome assembly
UGAUGGCAGAGGUGAAUCAAUUCAAAUGGGCAUUUAAAACAAAAAAUAAACAAAAUUUGGCGUUUCAAAUGUACUCCAAUGGUGCUUCAGCUAAUUUCCGACCCGUCCUCCCAACUUGCCUUGCUCAACCUUGGAAGUUCGGAUAAGCUCCGGGCCGAGAAUAUUUGACUGAUGUUCCUGUCAAAAUCACCCGGGAUUGAUCCGAGGUCAGAUCGGUGCCUUUGAAAGUUGACCAGACCGCGUCAUAUUACUUACAACACUUUUGUCAACAUCCUCCAAGCAACAUCGACCACCAGCUGUCCUCCCUCCUCACCUCAAACUCUGCUCCGCUGAAGCGCUGAACAGCUGGCUCUCGCGCGCUGGCAGAUAACGAGAUCCUCCGCGGCAGACAGCCGGAAACAGGCGUCGAUGGCUUCUGAGAACGUUUCUGGGGUUCCGGCAUGGUAACCUGGGAAAGAGAAAGAGCUAAUCAGUGGCCAGGCUGAGUAAGAGCGAGGGGGCCGACCGACCAGUCAUCUGGUCUACGAAUGGCACGACGAUAUCACCGAGCGGGCCGCCGGAUGCGUGGACAAACAGAUAAGACCCACCGUGAACUCCGCG